AUGGCUUUACCCCAUCCACCUCCUCCUAAUCUGCAUCCUGGUCAAAACCCACAACAGCUUCCGUUCGGUCACAUGCAGGGUGGUGGUCAACCUGGUCAACCUGGCCCAGGUCCAGGUCAACCUUCUCACGCUCACACUCAUGCUCAACAAAUGCAAAUGCAAAUGGCCGCAGCGGCGGCAGCGGCAGCCGGAGGUCCACCUGCAGGUCAACCUUUCCCUCAUCAAUACUCAAUUAGACCACCUCCUCAAAAUGGUAGCAACGGUGUAGCAAUGUCAUCACAACAAGCUGCACAAUUACAACAACAGCAACAACGAGCAGCUCAACAACAGCAGCAACAGCAGCAGCAGCAACAACAGCAACAGCAACAGCAGCUUGCUCAGGCACAACAAGCUGCUGCAUUACAAGCUCAACAGCACCAACAACAGCAACAACAGAAUCAGCAAAAUAGAGCUGUAGUACCACCUUCACCGCAUCAUCCUUCCCCUUCUCCUCACUUGGCACAUCAAGGCUUCCCCGGAGGCAUACAUCCUCAACAUUAUCCUCAUCCACCACCUCAACCGGCUGGGCCUCAACAGGCUCAGUCUCCUAUACCAGGUCACUUAAGACAGCCGCCUCCUCAUCCUCAAGGCAAAGUCCGACCGCCGCCGCCACCACCUCAACAGCAACAACAACAGGCUGGAGUGCCACCUCAACACCAACAUCAACAUCCUCAACAUCCAGGAUAUCAACCACAUCAAGGCAUACCUGGGUCAUCGCAACAGCCAGGUCAACCUCAGCCGCAACCACAGCCACCACAACAUCUGGUUCACCCCCAACCUCAACAAGCUAAUCAAGCUCAACCUGGAAUAAAUGGAAUGGCAGGAGGACAGCAUUUGCAACCUCCUCAACAUGGAGGCAUGGAACAUCCGGAUGCUUACGCGAUGUCCAGAGUGGGAAGUGCUAUUCAGAGUCAGAUGGGUCAACGGUCCUGGGACAGCGAAAGCAUGCUCAAAUUGUAUAUUCACGACUAUCUGGUUAAACACAAUUUCCCAGCAGCAGCUGCUCAGUUCAAUGCGGAAGCGGGAUUGGCAGAUCAGGGCGUGCCUAUAAAUGUAAGGGAUGGAGUCCUACACGAAUGGUGGUGUGUGUUCUGGGACGUGUUCAGUGGAGGAAAAGGAGCACAAGGAGCGAUGAAUCCAGCCUUAUACAACGAUUCGAUGACUCGAUUGAGAAAUAUUCGUAAUCAGCAACUUGGCAUAGGACCUAGUGGAUAUAUGCAACAGCAACCGCAUCAACAACAACAACAACAGCAAUCGCAACCGGGUGCUCCUGGUCCAUACCCUGGGGGGCCUCAACAAGGUCAACCCAUAUCGUCUCAGCAAAUCCUAAGUAUGCGACAACAAGCUCAAGCCGCUGCCCAAGCCAACGGUCUCAACCAGCACCAAGCCGCGCAAAUGGCUCAGCAGCAAAUACAACAGCAACAACAGCAACAAGCCCAGCAGCAGCAAGCCCAACAACACCAAGCUCAACAACAUCAGGCUCAACAGCACGCUAUGAUGCAACAGCAAGCUACUCAGAGAUUUGCUCAACCUGGACCAUCAUCUGCUUCGCCUGUUCAAAGACCGCCUCCAUCGGGCCAACCGAUGUACCAGGGUCAGCAACAGCAGCCACCACCGCAGCCGCAGCAAGGUCAACAACCUCGACAAAUGAGUGGACUGCAACCGCCGCAUCCUCCUCCGGGACCAUCGCAUUCACCUGUGGCUCCUUCACCUCACAUGAUGCAGCAACCUCACCCCAGUGUCAUGCCUUCUCCUCAUCAAAAUAAUAUGCGACCACCUCCACCCGGUAUCAAUGGGCAACAACCGGGAACACCUAACCCCAUGAUGCGAACACUGACUCCUCAGCAACAUCAUGCUAUGUCACAGGUGCAACAGGGUCAGCCUACGCCCGGACCGGGUCAACCUCCUCCAGGAUAUGCCCAUCCUCAACCACCGGCAAAUGUUGCUAGUCCUGUCAAUGGCCCACCUCAAGCUCAUCAUCUGUCAGCUGCUCAACAACAGCAGAUGUUACAGACUCAAGCUCAGGUCCAAGCUGCUCAACAAAGAGCCCAGCAUAGUCUGGCAGAGAUACAAGCAGCUCAAGCCCAACAACAAGCAGCUCAACAACAUCAACAACAACAGAUCAUGGCUCAACAACAAGCUCAACGGGACCAGCAGGCUCAACGAGAUCAAGUAUUCUUCAGCCAACAACAACAGAUACAAGCUACCGCAAGUCAGAUGUGGGGUACGUUAGGUAUAGGUCCAAUCAACACUCACAUUAUGAGUCAAAGUGCGCAUCAAGUCGGUUUAGGUGGAAAAAAUCCUCAAGAAAUGGAUGAACCUGAAAAGCAACGCCUGAUUCUGAAGUAUAAACAGACAAUCGCCGAGAAUCAACGCAGGGCAAUGAUGGGCCUGAACGUACAGGGUGCUCAGCCUGGACAACCCGGACAACCCGGACAGCCUGGUCAACCCCAGACCCCAGCUCAUUUGCAGCAGCAGCAGCAGCAGCAGCAGCAGCAACAUCAGCAGCAACAGCAGCAACAGUACAUGGCUCAGCAGCAGCAGAUGAUGCAAGCUCAGGCUCAGGCUCAGGCUCAGGCUCAGGCUCAGGCACAGGGAGGGCAAGUUGGGCCUCAUCAAGGUCAGGGAACAGGGCCUCAUGAAAGGGCAAUAAGCGGUGCUACCCAGAGGCCUAACGGAGCUCCCCAAGGGUUUGAGGGGAUACCGAUGCAAGAAACCGAUUCUCACACAUCUAACCCCGCUCCACGAGGCGCUUCACCUCCCGAUCGAAAAAGGAUGCGAAGAAACUCUGGCUCGGCCGCUCCUAGCCCAUUCCCAGGCAGUCAAAAUGCUCCGACUCCCUCUGGCUACAGUCAAGGCAUGACACCCCAGAAUUCUGCUGGUACUCCUCAACAACAGGCAUUUGGCGGUAUGAUGGCAGGUAACGAAGCUCAGCUCCAGGCGAUGCGUCAACAGCAGGAAGCAAGGAUGGCAUAUGAGAAGAAAAUGCAUCAAGAUCAGGCCCAGGCAAUGCGUCAAUUAGCCAAUGGUUCUUUACCACCUGGAUUCCAACCACAUACACCUAUCAUGUCGGGACAAUCCAUUGAUGGCACAUCGCCUGCUCAAACUCUGGGAUCUCAACAGGUGCAAGCUUCACCUAGAAACCCGCCUCAAAAUCAGAUGAACAGAGAAAGGAAUCAGAGUAAAGGUACUACAACCGCUUCAGGGGCAAUGCUACCCCCUCAGAGCCCAGCAAUGACGACUCAGAGAUCAUCUACGCCCAAACCUGGAGCGUCAGGGAAGACUGUUCAGACGCCCAAAUCCAUGAAAGAGGAGCUGCUGCGAGAUACUGUUGCUACACCUAAAUCACUCUCACUCAACCCAUCACCCAGUAAUGCCAUAAUACAUAUCACCGACACCGCCGCGGCUACCACCUCGACACAUGGUCUAACGCCUUCGCCGCCAUCAGCGUCAACCACUACACCCGCUACAGCUAAUGGAUCGAUGAAUUUCAGUAGUUCAAGUAAUGAUCUUUCCUUGCCAAUGGAUUUCGGUUUGAUGGGAAAUAACAGUAUGGGCGUUCUAGGUGGAUUGGAAGGAGGCGAAUUCGAUGCUUUAGCGGCAUUCGGUGAGAAUUUCGAUUUCGGGAUGUAUCUUGCGGGGUUAGAAGAAGAUGGUGAAAAUGGUGAAGUCGGCGUUGUAUAA
Kwoniella shivajii is the source of this 3723-nucleotide messenger RNA. RefSeq lists its product as uncharacterized. The record is from RefSeq and is a predicted model, not a curated record. NCBI's taxonomy places the organism in Eukaryota, Fungi, Basidiomycota, Tremellomycetes, Tremellales, Cryptococcaceae. Gene Ontology annotation, cellular component: nucleus. Gene Ontology annotation, molecular function: protein binding. Bases 1 to 3723 code for a protein of 1240 amino acids. The transcript is spliced from 8 exons.